Molecule: messenger RNA, 915 nt
Organism: Didymosphaeria variabile
Lineage: Eukaryota; Fungi; Ascomycota; Dothideomycetes; Pleosporales; Didymosphaeriaceae
Exons: 1
Coding region: 1-915 (304 amino acids)
Biological process (GO): protein processing
Cellular component (GO): endoplasmic reticulum; Dsc E3 ubiquitin ligase complex
Molecular function (GO): protein binding
Source: RefSeq, a predicted model, not a curated record
AUGGAUCUCCCCGAGCAGAUCGUUUACCUGAUCAUACGUUUUGCAUCAUCGAUACCUGACCUCCCUCUCGCUGUUAAUUCACCGAGGACCACGACGACCCUUUCUCUAAAACAGCUCAUCAGACCUCAUCUACCCUUCAGCAAUGCUGCCUCGCGCCUGCGCCUCAUCUAUGCAGGAAAGGUGCUCGCAGACACCACGCCGCUCUCUAGCUCGCUACGAAUACCAGCGCCUCCGCCGCCACCUCCACGAAGGGACGAGGCGCAAUCUGAGAAUGGCCCACAUAGCAAGGGCAAGGGAAAGCAGCCGGUUCGGGAUGUCUCCCCUAUGCCAGACAGCGCCGACAUCCCACCCGACGUGAAGCGCUACUACAUCCACUGCUCCCUAGGCGACGCGCUCAGCGCCUCCGAACUCGCCGCCGAAGCCACCCUCGCCGAAAACACUGAAGCCUCACUGAAGUCACAAUACCAGUCCCACUCCUCCGGACACCGCGCCAGCCGUGCCUCGAUAGGCAGCGACCAUGGCCCCCGCCGACGCUCCAGCACCGCAAAUGCGCCUGCGGCACCACAAGGCUUCGAUCGGCUCCUCUCGUCGGGCUUCACGCCCCAGGAAGUCGCCACCCUGCGGUCGCAAUUCCAGACCAACCUGUCUUAUACGCACACGCCGGACACAAUGCCCUCGGCGGCCGAGAUGCGCGCGCUGGAGGACCGAUGGCUGGACUCGACGGCAACGGAUCCGUCUGCUGCGUUGACCGGAGAGGGGGCCGAGACUGGGUGGGGCGCGGGGUUUGCCGUUGAGGAGGGCGGGCUGGACGAUAUGCUUUGGGGGUAUUUGACGGGGUUCUUUUGGCCGCUUGGGGCGUUUCAUUGGGGUUUAGAGAGGAGGGGGUGUGGGCGAGGAGGAGGCAGGUUGCGGUAG